This is a messenger RNA of Rosa chinensis, 1433 nucleotides long. RefSeq names its product replication factor C subunit 3. Gene Ontology annotation, molecular function: DNA binding; DNA clamp loader activity; ATP hydrolysis activity. Lineage: Eukaryota; Viridiplantae; Streptophyta; Magnoliopsida; Rosales; Rosaceae. Gene Ontology annotation, cellular component: DNA replication factor C complex; nucleus. Gene Ontology annotation, biological process: DNA-templated DNA replication; DNA repair. Bases 92 to 1156 code for a protein of 354 amino acids. The transcript has 11 exons. The record is from RefSeq and is a predicted model, not a curated record.
UAGAAUCAGAAUUGAAAAAGGCAAAGCUGCGGGGAGAGGGAGAGAGAGAGUCCACGAUUUCCCGCCACUUUUGCCGUCUGAAGAAUCGAAGAUGCUGUGGGUAGACAAGUACAGACCCAAAACCCUAGACCAGGCAAUGGUCCACCAAGACACGGCGCAAAACCUCAAGAAACUUGUCGCAGAGCAGGACUGCCCCCAUUUGCUCUUUUACGGGCCUUCCGGCUCCGGCAAGAAAACCCUAAUCAUUGCCCUUAUUCGUCAGAUUUUCGGACCCAGCGCCGACAAGGUGAAGGUGGAAAACAGGACAUGGAAAGUUGAUGCUGGGAGUAGAACCAUUGACAUAGAGCUGACUACAUUAUCAAGCACCAAUCACAUUGAACUCAACCCCAGUGAUGCAGGCUUUCAGGACAGAUACAUUGUUCAAGAGAUAAUUAAGGAAAUGGCUAAAAAUAGACCCAUUGACACAAAAGGGAAAAAAGGAUAUAAAAUCUUGGUGUUGAAUGAAGUUGACAAACUUUCAAGAGAAGCACAGCAUUCUCUUCGAAGAACUAUGGAGAAAUAUAGUGCUUAUUGCCGCCUAAUACUAUGCUGUAACAGUUCUUCAAAGGUGACUGAAGCAAUCCGAUCACGGUGUCUAAAUGUGCGAAUAAAUGCACCAACAGAUGAACAGAUUGUUAAGGCAUUGGAGUUCAUUGGAAAGAAAGAAGGGCUUCAACUUCCUUCUGGAUUUGCUGCUCAUAUAGCUGAAAAAUCAAACAGGAGCUUAAGGAGAGCUAUAUUGUCUCUAGAAACUUGUCAUGUUCAACAGUAUCCCUUUACAAGUAACCAAAUAAUUCCCUCAAUGGAUUGGGAGGAAUAUGUUUCAGAAAUUGUAUCUGAUAUAAUGAAGGAGCAGAGUCCGAAAAGGCUUUAUCUGGUGCGGCAAAAGUUGUAUGAGCUACUUGUUAAUUGUAUCCCUCCAGAGAUCAUUCUUAAGAGGCUGCUUUAUGAGUUAUUGAAGAAAUUGGAUGCAGAAUUGAAGCAUGAGGUCUGCCAUUGGGCAGCAUAUUAUGAACAUAGGAUGCGUCUUGGGCAGAAAGCCAUAUUUCACCUCGAAGCGUUCGUGGCCAAGUUCAUGAGUAUUUAUAAGGCUUUCCUCAUUGCAGCAUUUGGCUAAACACCAGAAUAGCAUGAUUUCCUUCAAUCUGAAAUGUGAGUUUCUGUUCAAGGUGGCAAUGAAUUGCACACUCAGUUUCAAUGUUUAUCACGAGAUGUAUGUCAUGAGAAGAUGUGUAUUGUUUCACAAGAUGAACUAUGUAUUACUGUAUCAUGGUUUUAUCUUUUCUGCACUAUACUUUUCUGGCUCAGUUUGUAGCUUGCUUCUCUUUUCAUAAUUAGAUGACCAGAGGCCCACUAAAACAGCAGAAAAAAUUCUUUUAAUGCGGAGGUUAGGA